AUGCUGCUUGUGCUUCGGCAGCAGCUGAAGUUCCGGAGCUUCUUGAGGAAAUCUCGCAAUUCCCCACGAGCCGGUGGCUCCACGCCGCCGCCCUUCUCCUCGGUCACCGCGGCGGCGGCGUACGACCUCUUCCGGGGCGUGUCAGGGUCGGAGGACGACCGACUUGCGGAAGAGGAGUUUCUCUCGUCGAGGCUCGGGGUCGUCGGCGCCGGCCAGCAUGGGGCGUCUCCGCCGCCGCCGCUCUCUUCUCAGCCCGGUGAAGCUCCGGCGGAAGACGAGUCUGUACUGGACGGGGCGCGUGUGGGAGCGGCGAUGGCUUGCUCCUCCUCCUCCCCCGGUGAUCCGAGGCUCUCUCUUCUGUCGGAAUGCUACGACCUGGCGAGAUCAGGGCGGCGGAGGGAGUUGAAGAGGACGCUGCAUCACCUGGUGCGCAGAGAAGGUAGGGCUCCUGCAAAUUACUUCUCCUCGCCAUCUCUUCACCUGACUAUUCGGUCUGAAAUCUCCCAGUUCGAUCUGAACUUUCACUCUCAGGAUAUGGUUCAGCGGCUUCCCUGUGCAAAUCACUUCUGGAUUGCUUCGGGGGCAGGGACGGAGAUGUUGAUCUCGUGUGGGAUUCUCUGGUUGAAGUCUACGCCCGACGUGAGAUGCCCCGAGAUGCGCUCUUCGUCUUCGAUGAGAUGAAUCUUCGGAGCGUGAGUUCAUCCGCCGACGCUUGCCAGAGCUUGAUGCACAGUCUGAGGAACACCGACAUGGUCUGGGAUCUGUACGAGAAGAUCCGCAGGCCGCAGGGGAUUCUCAGCAGCAGCUGCAUUCAUGGCGCCCUUCUAGGCCAUCUCUGCAGGCACGGCUGGAUGAAGGAGGCCGUCUCUUUGUUCCAAGACAAGAGAGGGAGUGGAGAACUCCAGCCCUGCCUCACCGUCUUCAACGCCAUGAUAGCAGGGUCUUCUACCUUCGUUGCCAAAUCGUUUCUCUCCCUGAUGAUCAGAUCUGGGUUCCCCCCCGACGAGACCACCUACAAUUCUCUCAUCCAGAGGCUGUCUUUGGAGGGUUCUCUGGAGGAAGCUCUGGCCCUGUCGGCAGCCAUGGAACAGGAGGGCAUGGAGAACGGCGUGGCCACAUUCAACGCCCUCAUCUACGGCUUCUGUCUGCAUCGGAUGAUGAACAUGGUCUGGAAGGUCGUCAAGAUGAUGCUCACCAGAGGUCUCAGCCCGGGCUAUCUCACAUACAGGGCCCUGAUGAUCGGCCAUUUCCAGAGCGGCAAUGUAGAAGAAGGGCUGAAGCUCAAGGAUGCCAUCCUCGCCAGGGGAUUCCAGAUGAACAUCAUCACCUACAACAUUCUCCUCCAUUCCCUCUGUGAAGCGGGUCGACUGGACGAGGUAGAGAGGCUGCUGACUGAGAUCCGCCGCCACGGCCUGGAGCUCGAUCACGUCGCUUACUCCACCCUGAUCCAUGGUUUCUGCAAACUGGGGGAGACCCACAGGGCACUGGAGCUCUCCCGGGCAAUGGCUACCAGAGGGAUCGCCCCCAAUUCAUACAACCACUUGUCGGUGCUCCUGGCGCUGUGCGGCAAGAACCUGCUGCGGGAGGCCAGACAGUACCUGUGCCACCUCCGCCGAGAAGCCCGGCAGGUGGAUGCCGUCCUGUACAAUGCAGCAGUGGAUGGGCAUGCCAAGGCAGGGGACCUCAAUGGAGCUCUCUUACUGUUGGGGGAGAUGAUGAAAUCAGGCAUAUCUCCGACAGUCGUCACCUUCAAUUCCCUCGUCCAUGGGCUGUGCUGCUGUGGGAAACUUGCAGAGGGCAGGGCCCUGAUGGCGGCCAUGGUGCGCCAGGGGCUUGCUCCCAAUGCAGUCUCCUACACGACUCUGCUGGAUGCUUACUGCAGGGAAGGAGACGUCGGUGCCAUGGUCGACCUCUUUGAUGAGAUGGUCGGCAGGGGGGUUGCACCCAACACUGUCACCUACAGCGUGAUUAUGAAGGGCUUCUGCAGGGCCGGGCAGCUCGGGAAGGCGGCGGCGGUGCUCAAGGACAUGCAUGCCAAGGGAAUUCCUGCAGAUCAGAUCGCCUUCAACACGCUCAUACAGGGCUUCUGUGAGGCGAGGGAUGUGGGGAUGGCCCUCCAUCUGCACGACGAAAUGCUCAAGCACGUUCGGCCCACCCCGGUGACCUACAACCUGCUGGUCAACGCCCUCUGUGUCUCCCAUAAUCUGUGCGCUGCGGAGACCCUUGUGGGGGAUCUGCUGGAGAAGGGCGUCCGGCUGAGGAAGUUCGCCUUCACCGCCCUGAUCAAGGCGCAGUGCGUGGUGGGCAGCCCUCAGAAGGCAGUGCUCCUCUUCCAGAACAUGAUUCAGGCUGGUUUUGAUGCCUCGGUGGAGGAUUACACGGCUGUGAUCCACCGGCUAUGCAAGCGGCGCCGCCUGAAAGAUGCCAAGGUCUUUCUGAACAUGAUGUUGCGAGCUGGGGUUCAUCCUGACCAGAUGCUCUUUGAUGUUGUGCAUGAAGCUUUCAGCAGAGGAGAUGAUCGUCGGUCGAUGCUAGCUUGGCAAGGGAAGAUCCUUAUGAGUGGUUUGCCGUCCAAAUAG
Messenger RNA from Spirodela intermedia, 2579 nucleotides. NCBI's taxonomy places the organism in Eukaryota, Viridiplantae, Streptophyta, Magnoliopsida, Alismatales, Araceae. The record is from the annotation of a GenBank genome assembly.